Molecule: messenger RNA, 12529 nt
Organism: Pelobates cultripes (western spadefoot toad)
Lineage: Eukaryota; Metazoa; Chordata; Amphibia; Anura; Pelobatidae
Source: the annotation of a GenBank genome assembly
GCGCGCGCAGGACAACCUUCCCAAGUUCAAAAGUAACGGCAGCGGCUGCGGGCGGGCGGAGUGCGUGUCUCCUUCCGCCCUCUCUCCGCGCGCCCUGACCGCACGGUUACUGCGCUGGGGGUUCCAGGCGGAAAGCAUUCCGUGAAAGGUGCGUGACCGUCCUUUCUUACACGAUUGCAUUGCUGAUAUCCUUGAGCCGUGGUGGAAGGAGGGCGGCGGAGGGAUAAGUGUGUAGUGACGUCAUCUAAUUCGCCUUCUCAGGCGGAGGGGAUAUAGUUCCGUCUCUCUCUCUCUCUUCUUGAUUAAUCCGUUAAUAAUGGGGCCCCUUUAAAUGCCCGUAUUCCCGGGAGUAUGGGAGCGAGCAAUAAGAUGCUCCAUUAAUGCUGUUAUUCUGGCGGGUUUCAUUGUUUUGUUUUGUUUUUCUGUCUGGACUACAUUUCCCGUGAUCCUCCGCCAGAUGUUCGGCUUGGUGAGCAUCAUGGGAAAUGUAGUUCCCCACAGGUUGCCCUGCAGUUGUGACUGGUAGAAGCUGCAGCCAAGGAAGUGGGAUUUCUGGAAACCUUACAAUGGGAUUUAAUGUUAAAAAAAAAAAUAUAUAUAUAUAUAUAUAUAUAUAUCUCUUAGAAAAAUCAAUAUGAGGCAAAAAUAUACCAAAGUUAUAUUUCUCAAAAUUAAAAAAAUAAAUAAAAAGUACUCACACUUUUUAUUAUUUUUGUUUAAGUUUAUUCACUAUAGUGUAAAAUUGCUUUGAAACCUAUAUUUAUCUAGUCAAUAUAGCCAGCUUGGUAAAAUUCUCUAGUCAUCCUAUGGGUUAAAUUUGACCGAAAAUGAAAUUUCUCAAAAACCUCACACUUUUUAUAUAUAUAUAUAUAUAUAUAUAUAUAUAUAUAUAUAUAUAUAUAUAUAUAUAUAUAUAUAUAUAUAUAUAUAAUUUAUUAAUGUGGGGGGUGUUAAUAUUAAUAUGUAGAUGCUGAUUUUGUGACUAAAUCCUGGCUAUGGUUUAUUCACUAAAGUGUAAAUUGCUUUGAAAACUAUAUGUAUCUAGUCAAUAUAGCCAGCUUCUCCUAGUCCUCUAUGGGUUAAACCUGACUGAAAAUGUGAGAUUCACAUUGACUUCCUAUUAAAUCAUAUAAUACUGGGCAGCCCUGGGAGGUCCUGCUUUGUUUCUCACAGAGGAGUUUGUUCACUGAACAUUGAAUUAAAUGUAGAAAUACACAUCUAUCUAACAUGAGAGGAAUACCUCCAGCAUUUCCUAUCAUUUGAACAUAGCAAGAGAAGGAAAAAAUGGGGUAAUAGACAAAAACUGUACUGUUACGUCUGUAUACAACUUUUUUGUAUCUUUCCAAUUUGCACCUACAUGUGGCAUUAUUUGUGCCAAAUAAUUAUUUUAUUGCACCUUUUUCUAUUUUUUUCCUUUUUCUCAUUUGUGUUUUUUUGGGCGAGGGGGUUUGGUUUAAAUCACAAUUUUGUCAAUCUUAAAGUAUAAGAAGAUGUUUCUGACACAUUUUUCCACUAUGUCCAGAAUGGCAAUUUUUUUUUUCUUUUACUUUUAUUAAAAAAGCAACAGGAUUUUAUUUUUUAUUUUUUGAAAUAAAUAAAAAUGUUUCACCCCCUCUCCUCUCCCAGUAGUAUUAUUACUUAUCCCUCUAGUAAUUAUUUUGGUGCACUUCAGAAAAGGUGGGGGAGAAAAAAAAAAGGCACCUCUAGAUAAAUGUAGAAUUCUGGUCUUAUACACCAAAAGAUAGCGCACAAAACUAGUUCCUACAUGAAUGUAAACUUAAUUCUUAUACAUCACUUAAAAAAAUGACAUUGCACAGGGUUUUACUAGUAGUUGUGCACAUCCACUGUUAUUCACUGGGUUGGCCAGCCUAAAGCAGGUGAAGACAAGUGAUGGGCAAUGUCUCAUGCAAAGCUAGUUUCUGUAUUGCCAAGUUCAUUGCAGAGGAAGUUUUGCAUGAUGAUGUUUAGUGUAGUAGAAUUUUAUAUAUAUUUUAUAGUUUUUGUAUAUCUAUAAAUAUUAGACACCCAACAUGUUUAACCAGGGGCAUUUGGACACUUUUAUGUUACCAUUUAAUAACCAGCUAAAACUGUUAUAUAUUUUAUUUUUCAUUUUUUUUUUUCUGUUAAUACUAAUUGAUAUUGGGUAAUGCAGAUACAAACAUUGACAUCAGCUAUAUUGCUUGAGUCCUUUCCAGUUCUAGUUGGCCAAUUUAAAAAGUUUUAUUUUCUGCCGGCGGGGGGAGGUAUUUCUAAAAGAUUUAUUAUGUGGUUUUUUUAUUUAUUUAUUUAUAUUUUCGCAUUCCAAAAGUUCUAAACCUACCUGCCAGGAAUGCCAUCCUGUUCUUUGUUCAUAUAUAGAUACAAAAGAAAGACGGCUAAGUAGUAAAAUUGACACCCUGGAAUUUGCAUGCAUUGAUCAGUCUCGUCACUUCUCUCUGCAUCAAACAUUUUUAUGUAAUCAGUAGAGGCCAUGUUGGCCCAAUCCCAUUACUUUGAAAACGAUCAUCUAUCUCUGCUGUGACAUUGAAGUAAACUUAUCUGCUUGCCUUCAGGAUGUCAGCAUACACCCCCGCCUCAUGGUCUAUAAGUGGCGUUUAUUAAAUAUACAAUAUGUGCUGUACAUGUACAGAUACAAAUGUUACUAAAGUAAAAAUCUAUCUAGACCAGGGGUUCCCAAAUCAUUUUUCCCAUGGAACCCUUUGACAUAGUAUACCAACAUCAUGGAACCCCCGGAAAACAAAUUGCGCCGUGGCUUUUUUAUCAUUUUCAAAUAUUUUGCUCAUAAACUGUUUAGUGUUAUGCUUUCGCUUAAAAAAAAGUCAAUGUCUUUAUCUUUGUACUCUGGGUGAUUUUGCUCAAAAUGACGACGUAAUUUAGCAGGUGCUAACAAACUAUUUGACAAUAUUAUCUUGCAAACUAAGCAUUGUGCCUAAGGUAUGUUUUUAUUUCUGGCACCUGUGAAUCCAAAUUUUAGGUAGCUGUCGUCAUAUUUCUUUUUCUUUGUUUGAGAAGAAGAUUGGGUAGCAUUGUGUGUAUUUCUUUUUUUCUUUGACUUGUCACUUGUCUCUGCUAUUUGAGGAACAGUAGAUUCAACUAUUUUGGACUUGAUUUCUUGUUGUAUCGUCUUAGUUUCUAAAAUUUUUGAACAAUUAGAAGUAGUUGCUCUUGAUAGUUCCUUGUUUUAACCAGUUGUCCAAAUUCAUGGUUGUUGGUUGGUAAAAAAACAAAAAAAAAAACUUCUCUAACCUGAAAAAAUACAGAUCUCACUACCUGACUGCAAUGGAUGCUGUUUUUUAUAAUGCUCUUAGAAAGAAAUUAAUGUAAGAAGAAUUUUGGAGCAAUCUUGGAGCAAAAAGAUUAGAACACUGUUAAACAGGUCUCACUACCAGACUGCAAAGGAUGCUGUUUUUAUAAAGCUCUUAGAAAGAAAUUAACAUAAGCAAGAUUUUUUUCUCAAUCAUGGAGUAAAGAGAACACUUAACUACAGAUUUCACCAAAGGAUGCUGUUUUGUUAACAGCUCUUAGAAUGAAAUUUGUUUUCAAAUUUACAGAUUUCUACUGAUAGUACGCAGAAAAAAAAAAUACACUCACACAUAUAAUUUUAUAUCGAUCUCAUGGAGCAUUUAUCAAAAUAAAUUAGAUAUUGCACUUGGAUCAAUAUGCCAAGUCAGUGUAAGGCAGCUUAACACUAGAGGAGAGAGGAAUGGGAGAAUACUGAAGUAGAGAGGAGUAAAAGAAUACAGGGAGGAAAGAGGAGUUAAGGAAUCCUGGGAGGAGAGAGGAAUGAAGGAAUACUGGGCUGGUAGGAAUUCUUACCUUAAAUGACGCUGGGAGAAUUGACACAGGACAGGCAUGCAUAAGUGUGUGGUAAUCUCGCAAUCUCUUUAUAAGAUCGCGGCCACGCAAUAUCUGCUGUUUCCGACCUUCCGGAAACAGCAGGGAGCUGCGGUCCUCUUGGAUGGGGCAAUUCACGGCGGAACCCCAAUUGGGAAACGCUGAUCUAGAUCUACAGACUACCUUUUAAAAAUGUGUAUUGGCAAAGGUUGUGGAAUUUAAUGGCAUUUUGUAGCAAGAUGUGUGUGUAUAUGAAACUUCAUGUCUGUUGAGUCUCUUAGUUCGAUCAUUGCUACACAAUUACAUUUGCUCUAGUAUUUAUAAUCAUUUUUUUCUGCAAUAUUUUUUUCUUUAACUGUAUAAAAUCAGCAACCUUUUGCAUGUAGUGCAAAACUAUGUAACAUUAUGGAUGAUCUGUAUGAGUCCAGUUCAUUUAUUUCUAUUUCAUUUAUUUAUAUCCAUAAGUGAGUUAUACACAAGGGAACUGGAAGAAACUGCAACAGGAAAUCGGCACAAGGUUUUCUGGGGAGAAAGCCAAAACAAUGUGCUAUAUUUGUUUUAUAAUUUGUGUUUUAUGCUCAUAGAUGAAAGUUAGGCCUUUAUGUUUCAUUCUGUGUGUGAGAGAGAAAUUACAUGAUAUGAAAACAUAUUCUCCCUGCAUUAUUCUAUUAAUUCUUAGAGAUAGUCAUACAAAUCUUUGGUAUUAAUGCUUUAGUGCUCCUGUCCCUUAGUUUAUAUGUGUUUCCCUUCCCCCAUUUAACACAAGGCUCUCUUAGUGCUGCUUACCUUUUCUCCACCCACAGUGUAAUGGAGCAGGCAUGGCCUCCUCUGCCAAUGACCAGUGCAAUGCUCCUCACAGAGUAGCAUUGGGGUCCUGAUGUGCAUCUCUUGAGUGCAGCACAUGUAUCAGAUCUCACCAUACUAAAGCAUGGAAUCGAUCCAAAGCGGCAAUGUUUACAUUUCAGCCUUAAACAUAAAGGAUCAUACUACCCAGGCCACUUUAUUCAGUUGAAGUGGUCUGAGUGACUUUAAUGGUCCUUUAACCCAGGAAUUGAAGAGAGAACUUAAAGUACGGGGAAGAAAAUGUUGUCCUGGUACACCCCUGCAUGGAGGCACUCCGCUCUGUUUCAGAGGCCAGGUGCCCUUGGGGGACCUGAAGAUCCGGUGCUGGUGGCAGCCAUUGGGCUUAAACCUUUUUUCGAACAGUAACCCUACAAGGUGAGGAUGCAUCCAUGCUAACUUAAUUGUAAAAUCAUGUUAUUCAUAGAUAUGAUUUUUAAUUUGUGGUGUAACAACUUCUUGAUCAAAGCAGCGAUCUGACUGCCAUUCUGGAGUCAAGAAGAAUUUUUUUAUUUUUUUAUAGUUUGUUACAAAAUUAGAAAGCGCUUCAAACUUUUUUUUUUUUUUGGCCUUCUUUUGGAUGAACAGCAAAGGUUGAACUUGAUGGACGCAUGUCUCUUUUAAGCCUAUGUAACCUAAUUUAGAUGAAGUUGUUAUGGUGACUGGAGUCGGUGUAUUCCUUUUAAAUAUGGCAAUAGUGAUGAUAUAUUAGUUUUGAUCUACACUUAGCGUGACAAAUUUAAUUCACCUCCAGUUACCACAGUUUUCUGUUCCUGCUCCUUCUUGUCUUGAGAUACAAAUGUGACUAUGCUCAAAAGUUGUGUAGCUUGUUUUCCAUUAGUAUGGACAUUGACCUUUUAUUUAUCCAUAGUUUUCACAUAAGUUUCAUGUCGUCCCUCUCAUUGGGUCUCCUGUUGUAGUAGUACUCAAGCAGGUGUAGGUUUUCACAUCGUAUCCAUCAGUGGGUUGGUCCAUUAGCCCACUUUUCCUCACAUUGCUGACAGUGAGAGCAGUGUGGUCCCAGUCCAGUGGUGAUAGGAGCACUGAUGGUUGUAGUGCUUUCAGCUGACUCCAGGUGGGACAAACUUGUCAUUUUGAUGCAGUCUGUGCUUUAGCAGCUCAUCAAUUCAAAUAUGUCCAUUCAAAUCAUGUAUUUUUCAAAAAUAAGACAUAUUGCCUGAUCUCUCAGCAGUUUGAUUAUUAUAAUUUUUUUUUUUGCAUAUUCCAUUGUGUCUGUAGAUAAAAUGCACAGAGAAUGUGACAGUGAAGGUAAUUACCUGUAUUGUUUUCCUACUUUGCUAUAAAUAUAACAUAUGUUAAAUAAAACAUGAUGUAAUCCAACAUUAACGUAUAUGUAAUGGAAGGGAGGUUGGAGCACUCUUUCUGUGUCUUGUUACUUCAAGAAACCUGUUUAUGCUUUUUUUUUUUUUCUUCUUCUUAAAAAUGUAAGCGUGUGUGCAGUAGCUAUUGGCCUAAUUAGCAGAGUUUAGUAAUUUGGAACUCCUGUCAGAGACCAUUAUGUUAGCUGAAACACUAGAUGGAUUAAAUCUAGUGCAUUGACCUCAUCGUUUUACUGUGCUCUGUAAUCUGUACAAAAACCUUUGUGUUUGACUGCAUUACAUGUUCGAAACAAGUCUCUCUCACUUUUUUUUUUUUUAAAUGUUUUUUUCUGUGUUUUUGAAUAGUACGUAGUUCUAGAUCGAUGUUAAAAGCCUCUGCAUUAAUAUACCAAGGGUGGUGAAUACGAAGUUGUCCACUAAUAUGUGACCAAAAAAAGCUUACCAAUAAGUAAAAUUUCUGCUUGCCAUAUACACAUUUUAAAGUGGUCUAGUCAUUUUUUCACUUCUUGAGUAGUACAUAGACAUGCCUGGCAUAAUCUCACAAAUGAUUACCAGCCAGAAAAACAAAGUUACUGGCCAGUUGGGGGGAGGUAGGGAUACUAGACCUCUCAGUGUAGUUUCUGUGACAAGUUUAAGCUGUGUGCAUGUGUGUCUGCUUAGAAAGUAAUUAGAUGGAUGUGAAGAGAGUAGAGAUUGCAGCUUUUCAGAUGCUGACAGGAAGUCAAUCGCUUUAAGCCGAUAGCUUCAGCAAGGGGUUGUAUUUUAAUUCUCUUACCGAUACAGACUGUGAGCUACAAACUAAAAUAUAUAGUGAUUGGCUGAGUUUAACUGCUUGGCUGCCAAAAAGGCUUGUCAGUGUAUCUUUUAACACCCUGGCAAUAGAAAGGUUAAUUGGUGCUUGCCUGCAUCAUGUUAGUAUUUUCACAUCUUAAUUACUUUCCAAGAAGAAACCUGUAUUAUAUCAUUUUCCCUUUAACAAAAAUGCAAUGCAUAUCACAGACAGUCUCUGUGAUGCUGGGUCCAAUCGUUAUCUGUGGCUCCAGCUAUUGGCUUAAAGCUAUUGACUGCCUGACACCAUCUGCAAGGCUGCAAUCUCUACUCUGUUCAGAUCCAUUCAGCACCCGACUUGAGUCAGUGAGCAGGCUAUCUUUGCUUUAAGCAGAAUCGGAUCUUGUUAACCUAGUUCAAUCAUAGUAAUACAGAUCGCUAUAUGCUCUCGUUUGCAGCAUUGCACGGCAGAUAACUGAGCAGCAUUGAAUCUAAAUGGAACUUUGAAAGCAAACAAAAUAGGAGACAUGUUAGGAAUAUAUUUAUCACAUCAAGUGCUGGAUCAAACUUGAACUCUGUUUUUGAUUUUCCUGCAAUUAGAAAAGGUCACUUUCACUUUUUUUGUAAAAGAAACAUUUCAGUUUUUGUUUUGUGUGGGUUUUUUUUUAAUUUUUUUUUAUUUUUUUUUAAAUACAUCUUGGAUAACUGGUUAUUUCAGAAUAUUGUGAACCACUUUAAGCUGCACGACUGCACAGAAUAAAUUACUGAUGGUCGAUGCCAAAGGGAAGAACAUGAAAUGUCUUACUUUUUUUUUAAUGCUUCCAGAAACUGUAAAGAACAGAUCGAAAAAAGGCCCUAAAAAGGUGAGCCCAAGUAACAGCAGUAGCAUUAGUAGCAGCAGCAGCAGCAGCAGCAGCAGCAGCAAGUUGCCUCCAGUUUGCUAUGAAAUAAUCACCUUAAAAACCAAAAAGAAGAAGAAGAUGGCUGCUGAGAUAUUCCCUAAUAAGAAACCGGCAAACAGCAAUUCAAACUCAGCUCAACAAUAUCACCAGCAAAAUCUCAAUAAUAACAACACCAUCCCAUCCCCGAACUGGCAGGGACUUUAUGGGACCAUUAGAGAAAGGUAAGCUGGGGUGUGCUACUUUUAACACUGUUCUUUUCAAUAUAAACUGUUCUAUAUAUUCUCCUCAUUCCCCCUCCAAACUAUGCUUGGUGUUUAUAAGAAAUUUGUAUUUUACCUGGUAUCAUUUUUCUGUGUUUUAGAAAUGCUAUAAUGUUCAACAAUGAAUUGAUGGCAGAUGUUCAUUUUGUGGUGGGACCACCAGGUGGGACCCAGCGCUUACCAGGACACAAAGUAAGUUGUAGUUUUCCAGCAAUUGAAAUGCUGAUAUUACUGUUCUAUAACAUAUCCUAUUUUUUUUUUUUUUUAUAUAUAUAUAUAUAUCUCUUCAAAAUACUUUUUGCUGUCUUGGUAAAAUGCACAUUGUAGUUAUUGUCGUGCCGAAUGUUUCUUUCAUUUUUCUUGUUUUGUUAGCUUGUUUUUAGGUAAUACUAUGCUUUCAUGAUAUGUGAUCCUAUUGCGAUCAUCUUUUAAGCUUCCCUUUUUCCUUCAGUAUGUUUUAGCUGUUGGAAGCUCAGUGUUUCAUGCUAUGUUUUACGGAGAGCUUGCUGAGGACAAAGAUGAAAUUCGUAUACCAGAUGUUGAACCUGCAGCUUUUCUUGCUAUGCUGAAGUAAGCAUUAUUCCUGUAUAAUAGUGUUUGGCAGAUAUUCUGUAAACGCAGUUAUUCUACAUCACCUGUUUCAUCAAAGUAUAUUAGGCUAGCACAGUUUAAAUUCAAGGCUAUGACAUUUCAUAUUGAUAAAUAUAAUUGUAACUAAUAAAUUGAUAAAUUUAGUGAACUAGUGUGGAUUUUCCCCUAGCUACUAACAUUUUGGAAAGAGUAAUGACAAGCCCAAGGUGAAUCUUUGGUGCAUAAAUAUAUUUAGAUUUUGGAGUGCAUAAAAAAAGAUCUUGUACAUGAUGUUGUUCAAAUUAGUUUUGUUUACUGGUGUGAAUGGUGCAUAGAAAUUCCAAAGUAUGACAAGCCUGCAUUGCUAAAAUGAACUGCAACAUAUCUGGUUAUACUUAAUCUUUGUCACAGUCACACCAGUAUGUAUUUAUACUGUAAGAAUUUGUGCUGUUAUGGUAACAUAACUGAAACUAAUGUCCGUAUCCUAACUAAUUAAACUUAGACUCUAUUGUAUAGGCAAGCUUGGUAGGUGACAAUAAUUUUAUAGAACCUUCUAUGGCUUUUAAUUUUAAGGAUCCUAAGGAUGUAGUAAGGGGAUGGAACCUGUAUGUAUGAACAUUAUUACAUUCCAAAAGGGGCAAAUAAAAUAACUUUUUUAAAUAUUAUUUUUAUUCUCCCCCCCCCUUUUUUUGCAGGUAUUUAUAUUGCGAUGAAAUCGACUUGGCUGCUGACACGGUUUUGGCAACACUGUAUGCUGCUAAAAAAUAUAUUGUUCCUCACCUUGCCAGAGCAUGUGUUAACUUCCUAGAAACUAGUCUCAGUGCAAAGAAUGCUUGUGUUCUACUCUCUCAAAGCUGCUUGUUUGAAGAACCUGAUUUGACCCAGAGGUGUUGGGAAGUGAUUGAUGCACAGGCGGAACUUGCUUUGAAAAGCGAAGGCUUUUGCGACAUUGACUUUCAGACGCUUGAAAGUAUCCUUAAAAGAGAGACUUUAAACGCCAAAGAAAUUGUUGUCUUUGAAGCAGCCCUUUGUUGGGCUGAAGUCGAAUGUCAGCGUCAAGAAUUAACUCCUACUAUAGAGAACAAGAGAAAGGUCCUUGGCAAAGCCCUCUACUUAAUUCGUAUCCCCACCAUGGCAUUGGAUGAUUUUGCAAAUGGAGCUGCACAGUCAGGAGUUUUGACACUAAACGAAACAAAUGACAUUUUUCUCUGGUAUACAGCAGCUAAGAAACCAGAUUUAGAGUUUGUUAGCAAUCCCAGGAAAGGUUUGGUUCCUCAAAGAUGCCACCGCUUCCAGUCGUGCGCCUACCGUAGCAACCAAUGGCGCUACAGAGGUCGUUGUGACAGCAUUCAGUUUGCUGUGGAUAAAAGGGUAUUUAUUGCAGGAUUUGGCCUCUAUGGUUCAAGUUGUGGGUCAGCUGAAUACAGUGCAAAAAUUGAACUGAAACGUCAGGGUGUGAUUCUAGGACAGAAUCUAAGCAAAUAUUUUUCAGAUGGAUCUAGCAACACUUUCCCAGUUUGGUUUGAGUAUCCAGUUCAAAUUGAACCAGACACCUUCUACACAGCCAGUGUGAUUCUCGAUGGCAAUGAGCUGAGCUACUUUGGACAAGAAGGAAUGACUGAAGUGCAGUGUGGAAAAGUAACUGUACAAUUUCAGUGCUCUUCUGAUAGCACAAAUGGGACAGGUGUCCAAGGAGGACAAAUCCCUGAACUUAUUUUCUAUGCCUGAUAGCAAAUUUUAUGAAAAUGAAUGGGCAAAACAUCAGUUUUGUACAGGAAUGUUUAAUUUGUCUCUGAUCACAUAUUCCUACAUCAGUGCUUAUUUUUUUUUUGUUUACUAUUGGUAUAUAGUUGAGUUGCACAGUUUGUUUAUAAUUUAUAUUUCAAAGUUUCUAUUUACUUUUGUGUUAUACAUUGGAAAUAUUUUGUUACCAUUUUUUACCUAAAUAAUAGGAUUUAACUACCUAGAGUUUGUAACAAAUGCAUCUGUAUAUCACAUUAAACAAAGCAAAUGUAAAUUAACAUUUUACUUAUAAACAUUUUUAAUAUGUAUAUAUGGAAAUAGACUCUCUAACAUAUAGAAAUGUUUAACAUCAAAACUCUGUGAAAAACUUUAACUGUAUUGUUUUUUGUCCUCUCCUCCCCCCAUGUCCCUCCCAAAGCUCAAGGUUACACUUUUAGCAUAAACAAAUGUACCAACCACAGGUGUAUUAUGCUACAAAUAUUACAUAUGUAGGUGAUAUAACUAUAGGGGCGCAUUUAUUGUUUUGGGCCUUGUUCCUCAAGAGACAUUGGUACUGGUGCAUGUCCUACAUUUCUAUGUUUAUACCAUUUUUCUAACUGUUGGGAAAGAAAGAGAAUCCAGUGUGUAUUUCAGACACCAGGUAUGAUGUCUUGUCUCAUUCAAUAUUUGCUAAUGUGGAAAUGCAAGUACUAACUAAAAGUUAGUUCCAGCCUUUGAACUUUUCUCUUGCUUCUUGUGCCAGGAAUAGUGCUCCACAGACAAACUGUAGUCCCCACAAAGUUUGCAAUACAUUAUUGUAGCUAAUGCACAACAGCGUUAAAAUCUACAUAUGACAAAAUUUGCAUCACCAGUCCCCGCCUACCAGUGACUCCAUGCUUAAGUGCACUGGUGUAGUGGCUGUUAGUGCUACAUCUGUAGUCUAAACUGCAAAGGGCUCCAUGAAACCAUGAAAGAUUUAAAUAGAGGAUCAUAGAGCGACAAUGUGAUGAACCUUUAUUAAGAAAAAAAAUUGCACAUAUAUUUUUACCAUGAAAGGAUAUUGUGCCUCUUAUUUUAUCUCUAUAAAUAUUUCUAGUUUAAUUAUACCAUGUAAAUGAUGUAGCAGAGCCUACUUUAUUUAUUGCACUCCUGUAUGUUGGAAUGUUUAACGGUGUAUUGUAUCUUUUUAAAACAAAUUUUAUUAGUUUUUUUUUUUCAGUGACAAUUUUGUUAAAGUUCUCAUCUACUUUUUAGAACAGAUGUGUUUUCAGUUUAUUGCACAGCUGAUGGUUUCGGUUGAACAUCUGCAUGGUGUGUCACUUAUGACUUAUGAUUGGAGUUCAUUUCCCUGAGCCAGCAAUUUCGAAUAUCUUAUCCCUGCUUUGGAAAGGAUGCGUCCAUUAAGCAGAUAUGGGUUUGACACUAAAUGCACACAAAAGGGGGAGAUUUAUUAAGGCAAAAAAGGUGCUAUGUUUGGUGCAACGGUUAAUGCUGAGAUACAUUUUAUCAGUAUCUAUAGCGAUUGCACCGUUUGUUUCCAAAAGAAACAUUUAUGUUUGGUUUUAUUUUGGUAUUUUAUUUUCUUUAAAAUUUGUUUUCAUUUUUUUUUUUUCAGUUUAUUUACAUGGUUUGAUGUUCUAUUUAAGUUUUUACCACCAAAUAAACCGAUCCAUUAAAAAAUUAACAGCAAUAUUGUUAUUUUUUUAUUUUAUUAUGAAUGUAAUUUGAAUGUACACUUCAGGAGAAAAAGAAACAAAUUUAGCUUUAUUUUUAAUGUUUACUUUUUAAAAGCACAUAUGAACCUGAACCAUAAAACAUUCUAAUUUUGUAUCAGUGUUUAUUGCAGCCCAAAUCCUGUAACUAGCUCAAUGCUUGAACAAUUCAUGUGCCAAAAAUGAAUUUGAGACAAUCUUAUAUGUCUCCUGUAUUUCUCCACCACAAACUUGCUUGAGGCAUUACAGUGACAGUAGCCCACAUAUAGUCAUCAUAUGACCUUGGCAGUCUAACUUAAUUUACAAGACGCAUCACUCAGAAACAUCAGAUUCCAAUAUGACAUUACUAUAUCACCUCCAGUUAAAGACGUAUUUAUUUAUUUAUUGUCAGAACUAAAUUGAGCUUUUAUAAAACAACUUUUUUUGUGUGUGUGUUUGUUUUAAUAACCUGCGCAUUUACUGACCGCAAGGAAACUGUAAUUACAUAUUACAUUUUUGUUGUUUACUUCUCUGCUAAUGCAUUAUUUUUGUCUUUUAGUGUACCAUUACCAAAACUGUUCUUUAGUAGUUUUAUGAAAUAC